Molecule: messenger RNA, 6730 nt
Organism: Bactrocera oleae (olive fruit fly)
Lineage: Eukaryota; Metazoa; Arthropoda; Insecta; Diptera; Tephritidae
Biological process (GO): regulation of transcription by RNA polymerase II
Cellular component (GO): nucleus
Source: RefSeq, a predicted model, not a curated record
AGUCGGAUUUAUGAAUUGUGUGCUUAUUUUGCCGAAGAAUAGUUGGAAAAAUUAAGAAAAUUUAAUAGACUGCUUAAAGAUUAGUAAGUGUUAAAUAAUUCUGUUUAUAAGUGGAGGUUACAUCAGAAAAGCAGUUUAACUGCGAGUGCAGUGUAAAGAAAUAGACGAUAACUUUUAUAGAAGAAUUACUUUGGAGUGAAAAGGUGUUUUGGUUAAGAAAAUGUGGAGUAAAAAAUCGUGUGAAAAUCGCACAAAGCGGGUGCAGCAAGCACAUCUGAAAAAGUAGCGCAGCGAGAGCCUCUGCAGGCGGCACAAGCGAAAUUCGUUUGAUAGUGAAUAGCGAAAAUGUUUAAAGUGCAGAAACAAAUCUUCUCGCCGUGAUGAAGAAACAUUAAAAUAGGCAAUCAUGUAGUUGAAAGAGUGAGAAAUGUGUGCACUGGAUUUUGUUAUGUAAGUGUAAAUGAGAUGCACGAUAUUUUCAAGCGAUGUAAACAAGAAUUUGUGCAAAAAGAGGAAUUAUGCGAAAACAAAUUAGCACGAGAUAUUGAGUGAUUAUUCGAAUUUUGCUAUAUGAAACGAAAAACUAUUGGAAAAUUUGUGUUAUGUGUACUAAAGCUUAUUACAAAUUAAUAGGCUAGAUUAAUUAAAAAAUUAACUAAAUGUAUUUAAAUUAUAAGAACUAAGUAUUGGUACAAACACUAUAUAUGUGAUGUGAGCCUUCCUUCCUUACCUUUACUCUUUGUUCCAAAGGGGUUAAGAAAACAAAUAUGUAACUAAUAACUAUUUAAAUCUCGAACAUCUUUUUAUUUGGAAUAUACAAGCAAUAAUCGUUGACAUUUGGAGGGCGCUCUGUCAUAUAUACAGCUGCUAGCUGUCAUACUUUUUCUUACAUAUGUUUUGUCUAUUUUCGCCUUGUAUAUUGUGGCAGAAGAUCAAAAGCGGAAUAUCAAGGGGAAAUAUAAAAGUGGAAAAGUUGCCGGAGUAGAAGCACAAAAGGAAAAGAAUUGUGUAUAGGUGCAGUCCUCAAUGCUUGAUAACUAAAAUAUCUGCACUAUUUAGUGGAAAUCCUUGAACUUAAACUUGAUCAACAGCAACGAAUAAGGUGAAAUGUCUAAUAAUAAUCCACAUGGACACAUAAGCCAACCGACGCAAAAUCCUUCAUGGAAUCAUUUGCAAAUACCAUCGUAUAUACCGAGGCAGCCACAGUUGGCGCAUAUGUCGAACGAACGUCCCAUGGUGCGUUCACCAUCGGCUUGGCAUGCGCCGGCACCGCCACCGGAUUCCCUAUAUAAUUUCAUGUCGGCCAAUCAUAAAAAUCUUGAACAUCAGAUGAAUUCGCUGCUGCCUCGUUCGCUUUUACCGCCAUUCGACUCAAUGGACUUAUCGCUGCAAUCAAGUCGCAGUUCAAGUUCACCGCUGAACAAAAUCGUUGGUGGUCAUGCGCCUGGUAUGCUGACACAUGAGUACGGUGGUCAUAAGCAUGCGGCCACGCCACAGCCGCCAGGACCACCGCCUCCACAUCAACAUCAGCAACAUUCCCACCAGCCACAAGCGCAUCAGCAUCAGCAGCAACAACAACAACAACAGCAGCAGCAGCAAUCACAACAUCAUGGACCGAAUAGUUACCCGAUUCAUAAUUUAUCGUCGAACUCACCUUCUAGCUUGGCACAACAGCAGCAGCAGCAGCAACAGCAACAACAACAACAGUCGCAGCACGCACAUCGCUCUCAAUUAUCUGCAUUGCAAUCUUCACCAGCCACACAUGGCAUGCAAAGUGGCGCCACACCGCAAUCGCCUGCCUCCCCAGCUGGUAGUCAAGGUCCCGGUAAAUAUAUGAAUACGAAUGGCAAUGAUUGUGAAGGUAUGCUGCCACCUGGUGGCUCAAAUUCUGGCGGUUCGUCGUCAGUAGGUGGCAAUAAUAACGGUGCGAGUGCGAGCAGCGGUACCGCUGGUGGAGGAGGCGGCGGUCCAAGCCCUGUGCAUAGUUAUAUGCGCGAGCCUAACGAUGCUCCUAGCCAUAUGAGUGAAGCCUAUGGUAAAGUACCGCAUUUGGCGCGUAACUAUGAAUCUGAGUUGCAGUCCAAAGGCGCCGGACCAAAGCCGGUUGAGUUGGUCAGCAAAGAUUGUAAUUACACUUCGCUUAUAACAAAUAAAAUGCAGUCGCAUGCGCAGCAACAGCAACAUCAACAACAGUCACAAGUUUCUCCCAAGAAGCAAUCACCAUUGCGCAAUUAUCAUGCGCAACAACAACAUCAGCAUCAUCAUCAGCAGCAGCAGCAACAUCAGCAGCAGCCACCAGCUUUCAAUAACCCACCACAGUCUGCCAUGAAGCAUAACGGACCACAUACACCGCCCACACCACAAUCACCCGUAAUGCAUCAGCAAACUGGUGGACCCUUACAUGGCAUGGACUAUAAUCAAAUGCAUUUGCAGCAGCAACAGCAGCAGUCGCAACCGCAGAACGCUUAUCCACAUCAACAACAACAACAACAUAUGUCGCAACAUUUGCCACCCCCACCGCCACCACAUGCUCUACAUUAUCCACCACACCCGCAUGCACAUCAGCUGCCACACAGUCUCUUGCCGCAGCAGCCAACACAGCAUCAACAGCAAGCAACACAAUUGUCGCAACAAAAUCAGCAGCAUCAUAUGCCAUCGCAACAACACCUACACACGCAAAUGCAUCAAAAUCAACAACAUCAACACCAAGUAUCGCCACGCAUGCACCAACAACAACAACAGUCUUUAUCAGCACAGCAACAACAACAAAACCAAUCACCACCAAUGCAUCGUUCACUGAACACCCACAUACAACACACCAAUUCCACCAAUUACACGCAUCUCGAUGAUAUGGCGCCUGCUGCUGCAACCAAUGCAUCAAAUACCAACACGUACAACGUGCACACAGCAGAGUUGAAAAAAUCGUCACCAUCUGCUGAUAACACCGUUAUAGCUGAUCUCUCACCGACAGCAGUCAACAGUGGUGCGAAUAAUACGUACUCCACCAGCGGGAACAGUGCGCCCAAAGCGGCUUGCAUACCCGACAGCGCCGAGUCGCCUUCACCGGAAGCUAUUUCAUCGCAUUGCGAGUCUUUGGAUUCGAAUAGCAAUAGUAGUGGCGGCGGAGGAGGCGCAGGUUUUCGACAACGUCUACAUAAACGUAGUGGUGACACCAAAUCAUCCGGUGCAGAGGCUGUAGAUUUCGGCAGUGUUUUAAUGCCAACACAAGGCCAAGACAACUCACCACAGCAGCAGUACCAACAAUUGUCUAGGAACAACAUUCCACGCAGUCCAAAGUCGUCGCCAACGGAACAAGUGCGUCGUUCACCGCGCAAAGCUGAUAUCAAAUCUCCUGCAAGCAAUUUCAACAAAUCACCUCCCACUGCAACGGCAAAUUUAGGUACAACACACACACAGCCCGAAAAAAUGGCAAUCGCCUCUACACCAUCCUCGCCGACAAGCCAAACAAUGGAGAAUGGACGCAUACCGCCAACAAUUGGCUCGGCCUCAACUCCAUUGGGCACAACGGCAGAAACAUUUGCCGACUCCGAAGUGGAGACAAUUGACAAAAUCAGCGCCAUGAUCGCCAGCACCGCAAAUGACAGCGCAACACACGUGGACGCGAACAGUAAUUCAAGCAUAAAGAGUGUUGGUGAACGUGACAGCGCCGCUCUCAGUAGCGGCAGCCCGAAAACCAAAAAGCAACGGCAAGCGUUGAAAUUGCGCAACGCCGCCGAAUACAAUUCGAAUUCGAAUGGCUCAAGCAAUUCAUAUAGCGCCAUAGGAAAUACCACCGCCACCAAUAGAUGUAUGCCCGUCAACGAUAAUGCCGUUGCCGUCGAUGAGUUGCGCAAAGAAUUGAUGCAAUCAGAAUUACAGCAACUGGAGGAGGCUAAUGGCGACAAAUCCGCAGCGCAAACCAAUGAAAACGAGGGCGAUGUUGAAGCUGGCAAUCGUAUGGAGUCGCAAGGAGAUGCGCGCAUGAGGCAGCCACCACCACUAAGUCCGCAAAGUAAUAGUCACAGCAGCAGCAGUUCGUCCAGCACUUCCAGUUGCAGUAACUCCAGUCGCAGCAGCAAGACAACAACAACGACAACGCAUGCAGAGAGCAAAACAUCGGGAAGCCAGUGUCCAGUUAUAGCAACAACAACGACAGCUUUGGAAGAUGACAAUAAGCGCACACGACAAACUUCAAACGAGCGACAAGCGCCGACGCAAACUGCCGAUGCCGAACCACUGAAUUUAAAUGCACAUAAGAGCGACACAGUGACAGCGGCAUUUGAAGAGGUUGAAAAUAAGUUGGAAGAAAUGUUUGCCGGCAUCGAAGAUGAGCCCAUCAUACCGGAGACCGAAGAUCUUACUUCACAGCCGCCCGCCAAUACCACUGAAGUAGUGCGCGAUUUGAGUUUAGCUUUAGAGCUAUCUAGCGCUAACCCCAACACACAGCAUAGCGCACCCGCACUUUCAUCAGAUGCAUCACAGGAGGCGAACAAGUCUAUGAACUCUACAGCGCAAGAUGUGAGCACGCCACUACACGUACGCACGGAAGGUCCACCACCGACUAAAGCCGCCAAAAAAUCGACACUACCUAGUCCUAUACGCAAAACUACCACCGCAGACCUGCAAACUGUCGAUGCGGAGCGUGCACAAACCACAGCCAAUAAAGAAGACACGAAAACGAAUAAUAUAGCGGCUGCAACAACUGCAGCAACGGGCCGAAGAAGCGGACCGCCGCGACGCCGUCUCUCUGUCGCCAUGGAUCCUGCAAAUUUGCGUAUACUGUUGGACGAUGAUGAUGUUGACUUUGCGGAGGCACGUCCACAGCGCGGUAAACGCACAACCAGCGCCAAAAGAAACAACAAUAGUUCGCAAAACAACAGCGAACAAAAGAAGGACGUCGUUAUAUGUUUGGAGGAUGAUGACGAUCAACCGAGCACAUCAGCUGCUGCAGCGGCAGCAUUGGCAGCAAAAACAGCCAAAGAAGCGACCACACAGGCUGCUGGCGGCAACAGCAGUAACGCAAAUGCCAAGACGACGUCUAAAGCUGCUAAAGGCCGCAAAACGCAAGACACGCGCAAACGACCGAGUCGCGCCGCGGAUGCUGGCAAGAAUGGCGCCAAGAAGAAAUUAACGCCUAAACAGCAACAGCAACAACGGCGCAAACAGCAACAACAUUCAUCCGAUGAUGAUGCGCCUAUAGCGCCAUCCGCCACAGCGGAACAAAUAAAAAAUAAAUCUCCAUUCAUUUUGGUGAAGCGUGAUGGCAGCAUAAAUGUGGUGAAUGCGCCCUUAAAUGCCGAAGAUGUCAAUGAGAAGAAUGCAGCCGCGCGGCAGGUGAAAAAACCGUCGGGUGCUGCUGGCUAUGCACACGAUCGGAAAAACCUGCGAGGCCUGCACUCCUCAACGCUGAGCAAUAAAUACGAUGCGGAUACCACAGACUCAACGUGGAUAUGUGUAUUUUGUAAGCGCGGACCGCAUCGCCUAGGGCUGGGCGACUUAUUCGGACCCUACCUGGUCACAAUCGAUUGCGAGGAAUAUAAGGCGGCCGUAAAAACGCCCGACACCAUCGAUAUGGAUGCGAUUUUUGUAAGCAAACGACGGCGUCUAGAUAUGGUACAGACGAAUCCGCGCAAUUUGCCCGUGGUGCCAGCUAAAAACUGCACAACGACCAUGGGUGCGACAGUUACUGCUACACGCACCAGCGGUGCGGUAAGUAUACCAAUCACCUUGCGCCAGCAUGACUUCUUUAGUUGCGACUCCCUUUUGCAGGGUAAAAAGAAAAAGAAUUCUCAAGACACAAACGCCUGCGGUAACUCAAAUACUGAAGCUUCGGCGAUUAUUGAUCCGCUGGACUGCAGCGCAGAUGAGACACUGCAGCAGAACUUUCUCGGCAUGUCUAAAGUUUCGGACAAGAGCUAUGAAGUAUGGUUGCAUGAAGAUUGCAUUGUUUGGGCGCCGGGCGUAUACUUGGUGGGUGUACGUGUUAUGGGACUCGAUGCGGCGGUCUGGACCAGCACCAACUAUCAUUGUGUACUGUGUAAUAAGCCUGGUGCGAUUGUGUGUUGUCUGCAGCGUGACUGCAAGGCAGCCGCUCAUGUGCCAUGUGCACGCGCAGCAGGUUGGAGUUUAAACGAAUCGACAAUGAAAGUACACUGUCAACAGCAUGCCGUGCAACCGGCCAUAGUACCGACAACAUUAUCAGCAUUAGCAGCACUGCAACAACAACAAUCAGCAGUUUUGGAAAAUUCCUGAGAAUCGCAGGCAACUGAGUGUCACCGUCCACGAUCGCGUGCGCAACAGGGUGCGCGUCGUCAACGUUGCUUAGCGAAGUCAACUGCACAGCGCAAGUCGAAAUAAAGCACUAGAACAAAAUAUAAGUGCACACUGCUCUCAGCCAGCAGUAAGCGUCGCGUUGUGUCAGCUACGUGAAGUGUUCGUGAAGCUACGAAUGCAGGUCGUUGCUUUGUUUAUUUGCGUUUCGCUAAACAUUCGUUAAUUUUAAGCAUAAACAAUUUUAAGCUGUAAUAAUAGUAGUGUACUAUAUUAGGAACUUCAAUUUUACAAUUAACUUUAAGCUCCCCUUACACACAGAAUGUACACAAGAAUAUUGUGAGAAAUUUUAGCGCUAAACAUUUUUUCUAGAUCAAAAAUAUUGUUUGUUACGCAUCGGUUUGUCUAGCAUGUGGUGGAUUUGCAGAAAAAAAUAACAAAAAUCCGUUCGAUUUUUUUA